Molecule: messenger RNA, 572 nt
Organism: Halteromyces radiatus
Lineage: Eukaryota; Fungi; Mucoromycota; Mucoromycetes; Mucorales; Cunninghamellaceae
Product: histone H2B
Exons: 1
Coding region: 55-414 (119 amino acids)
Biological process (GO): nucleosome assembly
Cellular component (GO): nucleosome
Molecular function (GO): protein heterodimerization activity; DNA binding; structural constituent of chromatin
Source: RefSeq, a predicted model, not a curated record
UUUUUUUCCUCAAUUUUUUUUUUUUUCACAUAUAAUCUAUUACAAAAAAAAAAAAUGGCUCCCGCUGGUAAGGCUCCUGCUAAAACUACUGAAAAGAAAUCCAAGGCUGAUAUUAAGAAGAGAAAGUCUAGCCGUAAGGAAAGUUACUCUUCUUAUAUUUACAAGGUUUUGAAACAAGUCCAUCCUGAUACUGGUAUUUCCAACAAGGCCAUGUCCAUUUUGAAUUCUUUUGUCAACGAUAUCUUUGAACGUAUUGCUUCUGAAGCUUCCAAGUUGGCUGCUUAUAAUAAGCGUUCCACUAUUUCUUCUCGUGAAAUUCAAACUGCUGUUCGUCUUAUUCUUCCUGGUGAAUUGGCCAAACAUGCUGUCUCUGAAGGUACCAAGGCUGUCACCAAAUACACCUCUUCCAAAUAAUUGAAUUACAUUCUUUUCUCCUAUCAAUUCUUUUAUAUAUAUAUAUUUUAUUAUUAUUAUUAUUAUUUUUGCCAUAUCAUCUUUUUUCAUUUCUUGUCAAUUAGUCUAUCUCCCUUUUCACAUUUUAGUUUAUAUCAUUUCAUUCUCUCCGUUAGUAU